This is a messenger RNA of Solanum dulcamara, 1949 nucleotides long. Its product is annotated as SWI/SNF complex subunit SWI3B. The coding region runs from base 145 to 1680 and encodes 511 amino acids. The transcript is spliced from 6 exons. NCBI's taxonomy places the organism in Eukaryota, Viridiplantae, Streptophyta, Magnoliopsida, Solanales, Solanaceae. Gene Ontology annotation, molecular function: protein binding. The record is from RefSeq and is a predicted model, not a curated record.
GCAAAUCUGUUGCUCAAAAUAAAAUUUAAAGUGGAGGUUAGUGUAUAAAGCCUUAUAAUUGAGUUGAUAGACCGGUUGUGCAUUUAAUCUCCCAAAUGCCUUGAGAGUAUUGAUCGACACUUGUCUAAAUUCUGAACCUUGAACAUGCCGGAAACCGGCGAAAUCAAGUCACCGGCAGCUAAACCCGACCCUGAAACUACUUCUCCGCCACAACCACAACCACAACCACAACCACAACCACAAACACCAUCGCAGCCACCGCCGCAGCAACCUCAAACGGAAGUUUUAACACUAAAGCGUCCCCAGCAACUGGAAUCGUCCCCAAAUCCAACCACCCCUUCCGCCACCGAUCCCAAAGACGCCACUCCCACCACUAUCUCCUCCCGCCUUACUGAACCUGAAUUCGUCUAUAUUCCCAGCUAUUCCCGUUGUUUUUCAUGGAAUAGCAUUCAUGAAAGUGAGGUUCGCUUUCUUCCUGAAUUCUUCGACGGAAGGUCACCUUCUAAGAACCCUAAGACAUACAAAUACUAUAGGAAUACUAUUAUUCGUAGAUUCAGAGAUAACCCCACUAAAAAGAUAACCUUUACUGAGGCUCGCAAGACUAUUGUUGGAGAUGUGGGCUCAAUUCGUAGGGUUUUCGAUUUCUUGGAGACAUGGGGUUUGAUUAAUUACACUGCUAACUCUUCCAAGUCUCUGAUCAAGUGGGAAGAAAAAGAGUCAAAGUCAACAUCUGCCUCAGCUACGCAAAAUGCCGACGCUAAUGGAACUUCCACUGAUUUUACUGUCCCCAAGAAAAGACUCUGCAAUGUCUGCAAAACAGUUUGCAGGAUUGCCUGUUUCGCUUCUGAUAAGUAUGAUUUGACUCUUUGUGCAAGAUGCUAUGUUAGUGGUGAUAAUAGAGUCGGUGUGAAAAAUUCAGAGUUUCGGCGAGUUGAGAUUAGUGAAGAGGUCAAGACAGAUUGGACCGACAAAGAGACUUUGCACCUUUUAGAAGCUCUUCUGCAUUAUGGCGAUGAUUGGAAGAAGGUUGCUGAGCAUGUUGGUGGCAGAAGCACGAAGGAAUGUGUGGCUAGAUUUGUAAAGCUUCCUUUCGGUGAGCAGUUUAUGGGCCCUCUUGAAUCUGCAGAAGUGGAUAGUGAACCCAGGUCUGAAACUAUGUUUCUUCAGUCCAAGAGAAUGCGCCUCACACCCCUUGCUGAUGCAAGCAACCCAAUUAUAGCCCAGGCUGCUUUCCUCUCAGCUCUUGCAGGAAAAGAGGUUGCAGAAUUAGCAGCACAUGCCGCUGUUACAGCUUUGUCUGAGAUUGGUGAGGGAAUAACCACAGUGAGUCCAGGAUCUCUAAUCUGUGGUGCGGAGAGGCAAGAAUCAGAUGGCUCUUCCAAUGGGUAUUGCAAGGAUAAACUCGAAAGAUCUCUUGUUGAAGUAAUGCCUCAAUUUGAGGAGGCGGCAGUGGACCUGGAGAGAGCCGUCUCUGAUGUGGCAAUUGAGACGAAGGAGAUUGAGGACAAAAUUGCUCAUUUUGAGGAACAUGAUUUACAGAUGGAAAAGGAGUGGCAACAGCUGAUGCAGCUUAAGAACCUGAUCUUCAUUGAUCAACUUACUUUACUACUAAAUAAAGCUGGUGCUCCAAAAGCUGGAGAAACCAUUGGGGAGGAGGUGAUAGAUGUUAAGGCAGAAUGACAAAUCCCCUUGGCAUAAUCUGGUCUCUUAGUUGCACAUCAAUCUAGUGGGACUUAGUUAUUUGUCAUAUAUUAGGCAGUAGCAAAUUCAGUAGAAUGAAUUUAUUUGGCUGCUAAGCCCUGUCCAUCCCCACUCUCCUCCCCCCUCUAUAUUUCCUGAUUACAUGUUGUAUUCCCCUCUGACAGAACUUGUAAUUUUUAUUUUUAUUGUGUUUAGUGGAAACCGUUCAUGCAAUACCUUUAUAGAGGAUAUUGUUUUUGCACUUGUUA